AUGAUAUCAACUGCCUCACAUGGAGGUGCAUAAACUGAUUCUCAUUUAGAAAAUUAUUAGAUGAAAUAGCAAAACUAUCAAAACUAGCAAACCUAGAGAAAAGAAGCUUGGACAAUUGAGGAUUUCAAAAAUGUUCAAUCUAUUGGCAAUGGUAAAUUUGGAAAGGUCUUUAAAGCACUUGAACGCAAUUCUAACAAAUAAGUAGCUAUCAAGAUGGUGCAUAAAAACUUACUGGAAAAAUUUGACUUCUUUACUCAGAUGAAAAAAGAACUAGAAAUUCAAUGGAGACUCAGACAUCCGAAUAUCAUUAGGCUGUUUGGGUAUUUCUACGAUGAUAAAUCUAUCUAUGUAGUCCUAGAAUAUGCUUAAUACGGUAAUCUAUAUCAAAAACUCAAAAAGGAAAAGUUCUUCAAAGAAGAUAGAGCGAAGAAUAUCAUAAGAUAGAUUGUAGACGCAUUAAUAUACAUGUAGGAGAGAAAUGUUAUCCACAGAGAUAUCAAGCCAGAGAAUAUACUUAUUAUGGAUAUUGAUAAGAUGCAUGUAAAAUUAUGUGAUUAUGGUUGGUCUACUCAUACAAUUGAUGAAAGGAGAAUGACAUUUUGUGGUACUGUAGACUAUGUUGCUCCGGAACUUAUUUAUCAGGAGCCAUAUGAUGAGAAAAUAGAUGUGUGGGCAGUAGGCAUUCUGACCUAUGAAUUACUAACUGGAACAGCUCCAUUCACAGGAUAAAAUGAGAAAGAUACAUAUCAGAAUAUAACUAAUCUCGACUUGUAAGCUAAUCAAAUUUAUGAGAAGAUCAGCUAUGAAGCAAAGGACUUUAUCGGCUAAAUCCUGGUGAAUAUUCCAUCUAAGAGAAUGCAGCUAGAGGAUAUGCUCAGACAUCCAUGGCUCAAUGAGAAUUCAUAUUUCGGUGAUUACAAUUGA
Molecule: messenger RNA, 924 nt
Organism: Stylonychia lemnae
Lineage: Eukaryota; Ciliophora; Spirotrichea; Sporadotrichida; Oxytrichidae
Source: the annotation of a GenBank genome assembly